Molecule: messenger RNA, 10942 nt
Organism: Oncorhynchus kisutch (coho salmon)
Lineage: Eukaryota; Metazoa; Chordata; Actinopteri; Salmoniformes; Salmonidae
Product: serine/threonine-protein kinase LMTK1-like
Exons: 12
Coding region: 1817-7054 (1745 amino acids)
Biological process (GO): brain development; peptidyl-tyrosine autophosphorylation
Molecular function (GO): ATP binding; protein tyrosine kinase activity
Source: RefSeq, a predicted model, not a curated record
AUAUAUUUCUCUCUCUAUAUAUACCUAUUUCUCUCUCUAUAUAUACCUUUCUAUCUCUUUCACUAUCUCUUUCUCUCUUUCUCACUCUCUCUCUUAAAGGAUAAUUUAUGUUUCAAGGCUCUCUCAUUUCCAAGAUGGACCAGUGAAUACAGGCUGUCAAGAUCAACAGUUCCCCUGUUGUAUAUGCUGUGUUGCUGGGAGGCAGAGGUUUGAGGUAGAGGGGGAGAGGUGGGAGGAAGAUGGGGGAGAGGUGGGGCUCCCAUACUGUCAGACCUUGGCUAGGUCCAGAGCCAGAACUGGUCCCCAAGACGAAGACCCACCCUGACACAGCUGUGCUGUUAUACAGUCACACUUACACCCGCACAUGUCACAGGGUGCACUGGUGUGAACACACACACACACACACAUAUAUGAACCCCCUCCCGCCCGUGUGCUUCUGCGAUGUUGAUGUUGAUGAUGAUGAUAAUGGGAAUUCCAUUUGGCCCGAGUGAUCCUCAUCUUUCAAAAAGACUUCCCGUCAGAAAUGAAUUGGCUUACUGUUGACAGGAAAGAUGGAAGACACUGAAUGUAUGGUAGUAGGCUGAUAGUCAUGGCUGUUACUAUGGGCAUCUCCUUGGACUUCUUCUUUAUCCUGGUCCUGGAGACCCACUGGGCGUGCAGGCUUUUUUCCCACCCAGCAGUAAGGCACCUGAUUCCACUCAUCAAAGGCUUAAUGAGGAGUUGAUUAGAUGAAUCAGGUGUGAGAGAAUGGGCACACCCAGAGUUAAAGAUGUUCUGAGACGAGUUCUAAGAAGUUGGAGUUCCAAGCCAUUCUAGAAGUAAGAGAGAAAGAUGGAGGAAACAAAAUGUUAGUUAUCACUAGAGGGUCAGUUCACAACUGUGUCACUGAGCUUCGAGGCCCAGUGUCUGUUUGGUUGGUCCCGUCUGGUACCAUACAGUCCCAGUGGUAGUACACAGACAAUGGCUGUGAUUCUCUGUAGGCCAGAGUCUGCAGUAGCGAGCGAGCGUACCCACUCCCCACGGAAUGACUAGCCUCUGGAACAUUAUAGGGCAGAGGCGUCAGAUAUGGCCCUCACACAGGGAGGGGUCUGUGUAGGCCGGUCUGAGGGGGGUUCACUGCCACAAAGAUCUGUCUGUCCUCCUCUGGAGCAGAGAAUGUGAGUGUCAUCGGUCAUUGUUGGGGGAGAGAGGGAUGGAGGGAAUGAGAGAGGGGGAAGGACAGAGGAGUAAUGUUGCUGUCACUCCUGUCUCGUUUGGAUGAGUUUGGGCUGAGAGUGAGCGUGAGAGCAGGCUGGUGUUUGCAGGGGAUAGAUGCGGGACACAGGACAUCACCGUGCUACUGACAGAUAGGAUACAGCAAUGGGACAGGAGGACUGAGGCUGAUGCUAUGAUGCCAGGGCCUGCCUCUGACUGACCUUAGAGGAACUUUCUUUUUGGACCAUGGCUUUUGCUGUCAUUUUUGUCUCAAAUCAAAACAAAUCAACAUGGCGAGUUUUGGGACUUAGAGGAUGCUUGACCCAUUGCAAGAAGGAUGGCUUAUAUCGCUUUCAUUGUACAUGACGGAGAUGUGUAUAUGGCCAGAUGACAUUUCUUUCUUAAGCCUGACGCUUGAAAUCGAGAGUUAUUGUCUGAAAUAAACCAAUGCUGAGUCCAACUCCUGAAGUCCACAGAACUCGGUCGCCACAGUCUUCUCUACUUGAAGGAGAUCGGCGAUGGCUGGUUCGGAAAGGUUCUCCUGGGGGAGGUGAAUGCGGGUCUCAGCACCACCCAGGUGGUGGUUAAGGAGCUGAAGGCCAGUGCCAGUGUUCAGGACCAGAUGCACUUCCUGGAAGAGGCCCAGCCAUACCGUGCCCUCCAGCACCCAGCCCUCCUGCAGUGCCUGGCGCAGUGCACUGAGGUCACCCCUUACCUGCUGGUCAUGGAGUUCUGCCCUUUGGGUGAUGUGAAAGGGUACAUGCGGAGCUGUCGGACUUCAGACACAAUGACCCCUGAACCCCUGGUACUGCAGAGGAUGGCCUGUGAGAUUGCCUCAGGACUCCUGCACCUACACAAACACAACUUCGUACACAGUGACUUGGCCCUGAGAAACUGCCUUUUGACCGCUGAUGUCACAGUGAAGAUUGGAGACUACGGCCUGUCACACAAUAAGUACAAAGAUGACUACUUUGUGACGUCAGACCAGAUGUACGUGCCACUGCGUUGGAUCGCUCCAGAACUCAUAGAUGAAGUCCAUGGCAACCUACUGGUAGUAGGCCAGAGCAAACAGAGCAACGUCUGGUCUCUGGGAGUGACUAUCUGGGAGUUGUUUGAGUUGGGCAACCAGCCGUACAGACACUAUUCUGACAGACAGGUCCUGAUGUACGCUGUGAGGGAACAGCAGCUCCGACUGCCCAAGCCCCUGCUCAAUAUACCCCUGGCAGAGCGCUGGUAUGAGGUGAUGCAGUUCUGCUGGCUCCAACCAGACCAGAGGCCCAAUGCAGAAGAGGUCCACCUGUUACUCAGCUACCUGUGUGCCAAGGGGGCCAACGAGGCCGAGGAGGACUUUGAGAGGCGCUGGAACUCCCUGCGUCCCAACCCCAACGCUGGCCCCAACAACAGCCUCCACCAUGGGGCAGGAGCCCUGGCCAUUGACCUUCCCUCCUCCUCCUUCCCCCUGCUGGAGCAGUUCUCUGGAUGCGACGGCUACCACAGUGAGUCAGGAGAUGAUAUAUUGACCGUGACCGAGACCAGCCACGGCCUGAACUUCGAGUACAAGUGGGAGAAGGCUCGGGCUGGGGCGGAGCAGCCUUACCACCGUGCUGCCUUGUCCUCCAGCGGUACCCUGGGGGCCGUCAACUACCACCGCCAAGACCUGUACUACCCCCCUGGGCCAGGGGGCAUGGUGGGGGGCUGUGGUGGGGUGGCCUACUACGAGCCCAAGAUGCUGCAUGGUUCUGAAGUCGGGGUGGUGCCGGUGCUCAGCGCCUGUAGUCCUUCAGUGAGCGCUGAGUACUACGUCCGCAUGGAGGAGCCUGGUGUGGACUGUCACAUCAACAUGGACCUGGACUACACCAUGUGCUCCUACAGCCCAGACUACCAGGGCAGCAACGGGAGCUUCCUGACAGGCAGUGGCAGUGCAGACUCAGGGGAGUGUAUUAUGGGGAUGGGUGCAUGUCCCUCCCAGGCCCAUUCCAAGCCUGUGGACUCGUACUGGUCGGCAGACAUCCGUAAAGCUGGGGGUGGUGGAGCGUAUGACUCGGACCCAGAUGGAAGCCCGGCCAUCUCCCUGACCAUGGAACCCCUGCUGGGGCAAGUCUCUGACUCUAGCCCCCUGAGACCCUGGGAGGCUGGUCAUUACGUCUCCUACAAGGACCGGGAUGGGGGGUUCUACUACGAACACUCACCCCCUAUGGGCAUAGGCCACCACAUGGGUCUGGGUCUGGACCAUCACCAGCACUACCUGAUGGGGCGGGAACACUCUCCCCCUGAGCCCCACCAGGAGAGCUGGGGGUCCCGGAGCCUGCGUCAGGCCCUGGGGGAACUGGAAAACCCUCUGGGGAUAUCUCCCUCCAUCAGUACCCCUCCCCAGGGUGGUGGUCCUCCUUUUGGAGUAGGGGACCCCUACCUGGAGACGAUCGAGGGACCAGGCUCCAUCAUUGGGGGGAGUAGCGUCACUGGGGGUUACUAUGACAUGAUGGGUUCUCUGAGGAAAACCAUGCCGACCAUGCCAGGCCACACCCACUCAGUCAGCAUCACCAUGGCAUCGGAAGACUCGGACGAGGAAGAGGAUAUAUUCUCAGAGAGGCAGAGAAUCAACAGUAGUAACACCUGGCCCUCUAAUCUCUCUAACCAUUGCACUAACAACAACAGUCUAGGCCUGGGCCGUAGUAGACAGGCUGGCUGUAGGCAACAACAGGAUGCCUAUGUAGACUUCCUCUACACUAUGCCCACUACCGACAUAGAGGACUCGUGGCCUGAGGAGCACAACCUGACCUUCCGCUCCUCUGUUUCUGCUGCAGUUAAACCCAUAGACUGCCUGGAGGCUACGGCGGCUUCGGCUAAAGACAGCAGCUGUCUAUCCCUGGGGAAUCAUCAUACCCUGAUACCCUCCGACAACGCCUACAACACCUACAUCUAUCUGUGCCAUGAGAGGGAGGGGGAGAGGGAGGUGAAGCCGCCACCAAUCGAGUGCUGCCACUCUCAUUUCGUCGACCCCCUUACAGGCCUAGUGGUGCGAAACUCCACCUGUGAUGGCUACAGAGAUCAGAUUGUAGAGAUGCUCAACAACGAGGAAGAGAGUGUGAAUCUGUCUCCAGCACCGGGAGGGCCUAGUGUGUCUAAAUCAACCCUGACACACAACACUAACACAACCACAACCGUAACCAACCUUGACCACCCUGAGCAGUAUGUUGACAUCACUAUGGACGAUACCCUUUCCAUAGACCACAAGCAAGAGGUUGUCACAGAAGACAAAGGGGUUCUCACUGAUCCUAAACCAGAGGACAUGACUAUGGCUAUGACUGCCCCACUUCCCUCAGUGAAUCUGCCUGGCCUAGUCUGCUUGGUUGAGCCAGAGUCAGAGCUGAGCCAUACGUUAGACAGCGGCCUGGACAGAGACCACUGCUCCAGCAUCAGUCUAGUGGACAUCUCCGACUGCUAUACCGACGACGAUGAUGAAGACGAUGACAUUACUGACGUGACCUCAGGGAUCUUUGCUGACGAGGCGUCGGCCGGGGACCUUAACACCUCCCCCUCCUUGGCCCGUCCCCUCAAGUCCCUGCAGAAGCAGGUGGGAACACCCGAUUCCAUGACUUCCAUGGAUUCCAUGGACCUGAUGCCUUUAGCGGCCAGCUCCACCACAGAGCCAUUCAGCCCUGCCUCCAGCUCCUCCCACCCAUCUAGUUCCUCCCCCAAGGCAAUGGAUAGCGGGUACGACACAGAGAAUAACGAGAGCCCAGAGUUCGUCCCCAAGGAGCCCCACAAUGAGCCCCGGGACCCAAAGACAUUCACCCAGCCACUUGGGGAGUCUGUCCUGGACACCAGCCUGGAUGAAGAGGGGGAGGAGGGGGGAGAGGAGGCCGAGGUGGCCCCACUGGAGGAUGAGGAUGAACCUACCCUGGAUGAAGAUGUGACUCUAGCAGCCUCACAGACCACAGACAAAGAGAAGGAGCUGGCCCCCCUCAGUGAGAAGAACCCUUACAGGGACUCUGCCUACUUCUCUGACUAUGAGAAUGAGCGCCUUUCCAGGGAUGAUGAGGAUGAGAAAGUGGGGGGUGAUGAAAAUGUAGGAGUGGAGGAGGGAGAGGGGGAGAUGAGCCUGACAGAGAAGAGGGAACUCAGCCCUCUUCGUAUAGAGGAAGAGGAGGGAGAGGGGGAGAUGAGCCUGACAGAGAAGAGGGAACUCAGCCCUCUUCGUAUAGAGGAAGAGGAGGGAGAGGGGGAGAUGAGCCUGACAGAGAAGAGGGAACUCAGCCCUCUUAAUAUAGAGGCAGAGGAGGAGGGAGAGGGGGAGAUGAGCCUGACAGAGAAGAGGGAACUCAGCCCUCUUAAUAUAGAGGCAGAGGAGGAGGGAGAGGGGGAGAUGAGCCUGACAGAGAAGAGGGAACUCAGCCCUCUUCAUAUAGAGGAAGAGGAGGAGGGAGAGGGGGAGGUGAGCCUGACAGAGAAGAGGAAACUCAGCCCUCUUCAUAUAGAGGAAGAGGAGGAGGGGGAGGUGAGCCUGACAGAGAAGAGGAAACUCAGCCCUCUUCAUAUAGAGAAAGAGGAGGAGGAGGAGGAGAGUCUGACAGAGAGGGAGCUCAGCCCUCUUCAUAUAGAGAAAGAGGAGGAGGUGGAGAGUCUGACAGAGAGGGAGCUCAGCCCUCUUCAUAUAGAGGAAGAGGAGGAGGGAGAUGAGACCUCAGCUCUUCUGGAGGAGAGUGAAGACCCAGAGAUGGAGGGUUGCCUUACAGAAGAGUGCCACCAUGAUGAAGAGCUGGGGCUAGAAUUGGCCUCCAAUAUCUCUGGAGAAGUAGAGGAAGGGUCAGAGGGAUGGCCUGCCCAGGAGGAGCCCUCUUCCCUGGGAGACUGGGCAGCAGAGGUGGUGGGGGCUAUGGAAGAAGCCCUGGGGGAACUCCAGAGGAGCAGCAGUACUGAAACCAACUCUGGUACCAAGGAGGAGGAGGAAGAAGAAGGAGAGCGAAGAGACAUGGAGGACUCAUCUGAAGCCUUAGAAUUAGCAGAUGUCCUAGAAGAAGCAUCUUCCGAAAGGUCAGAGAGCAUUGACAAGGACGAUGAUGAUGAAGAGAACGGACCUCCCGCACGACGUCAACGCUUCUCCUCCUCCUCCCCUCCCUCCAUUCCUCCUCCUCCUCUCCCCCCGAUGACUCCCCCUCCGGUCCGGGUGUCGCUCACAGACGGGGGGGAGGCGGAUGAGGAGGACGGAGAUGGUGACUCGGAUGACAGUGAGUCAGAUGAGGAGCUGAGGUGUUACAGUGUUCAAGAGGAGCAGAGUGGAGGGGAGGAGAGCGAGGAGGAGAACCAUGUGGUACCCAUCGUGGUCAGUGACUGUAGCGAUGCUCAUAACCUACGUAGUCUACUGAAGGUGCCUACGACGCUCACGUCAGAGUCGCUCGCUGAUGACCUGCUGGGACGAAAGAAGAAGGUGGUGUCCUUCUUUGAUGAUGUCACCGUUUACUUGUUUGACCAGCAGAGCCCAACUAAAGAGCUGGCUGAGCAUGGUUUCCCUCCAGAAGCUGAGACCAGCGGACAGGGUUCAGAGAGCAAACAACCAACCUCUGAUGACUCCUCAGACGGAAACAUCUCAGAAGAGAGUGCAGGGUAUGAGUGGGAAGAUGACUUCCCCUUGUUGCCCCUCCCGACUUCCUCAUCCAAGAUGGCUGCCUCCUCCUCAGCCUCAACCCCCUCCACACCCAGCCUGCCCGCCACCUCCAAGGCCCCGGAGCCCAAACCAGCGGUGCAGUACUCCCGCUUCACCGUUUCCCCUAGCCAUGUGUCUCGCUUCUCCAUCACACACGUCUCCGACUCCGACAUAGACUCUGGUCCAGGGAGCAGUGAGGAUGGGGACAGAGAGUAGACAGCCACCCAGGAGCUGCACCACAAACUUAUCAUGACUUUUAUGUAGAGCUUUUUGGACAUCAGGUUUCUGAAAAGACAGUGCCUCUUAUUGUUUAUGGUGUGGAAGAAGAGGGGAAAAGAGAAUCAACUCUUAUGAGAAUAUAUAAAAUAAUAUAUGAUAAUACAGUUGAAAUUGGAAGUUUACAUACACCUCAGCCAAAUACAUUUAAACUCAGCUUUCCACAAUUCCUUACAUUUAAUCCUAGUAAAAAAUCCCAGUUUUAGGUCAGUUAGGAUCACCACUUUAUUUUAAGAAUGUGAAAUGUCAGAUUAAUACUAGAGUGAUUUAUUUCAGCUUUUAUUUCUUUCAUCACAUUCCCAGUGGGUCAGAAGUUUACAUACACUCAAUUAGUAUUUGGUAGCAUUGCCUUUAAAUUGUUUCACUUGGGUCAAAAGUUUUGGGUAGCCUUCCACAAGCUUCCCACAAUAAAUUGGGUGGAUUUUGGCCCAUUCCUCCUGACAGGGCUGGUGUAACUGUAUCAGGUUUGUAGGCCUCCUUGCUCAUACAUGCUUUUUCAGUUCUGCACACAAGUUUUCUAUAGGAUUCAGGUCAGGACUUUGUGAUAACCAUGGUCCUUAAGCCAUUUUGCCACAUCUUUGGAAGUAUGCUUGGGGUCAUUGUCCAUUUGGAAGACCCAUUUGUGACCAAGCUUUAACUUCCUGACUGAUGUCUUGAGAUGUUGCUUCAAUAUAUCCAUAUAAUUUUCCUCCCUGAUGAUGUCAUCUAUUUUGUGAAGUUGCACCAGUCCCUCCUGCAGCAAAGUACCCCCCGAACAUGAUGCUGCCACCCCCGUGCUUCACAGUUGGGAUGGUGUUCUUCGGCUUGCAAGGAAGUGGUUCCGUUCAUCACAAAGCCCUGACCUCAAUCCUAUAGAAAAUUUGUGGGCAGAACUGGAAAAGCAUGUGCGAGCAAGGAGGCCUACAAACCUGACUCAGUUACACCAGCUCUGUCAGAGGAAUGAGGCAAUAUUCACCCAACUUAUUGUGGGAAGCUUGUGAAAGGCUACCUGACACGUUUGACCCAGGUUAAACAAUUUAAAGGCAAUGCUACCAAAUACUAAUUGAGUGUAUGUAAACUACUGACACACUGGGAAUGUGAUGAAAGAAAUAAAAGCUCAAAUAUAUCAUUCUCUCCACAAUUUUUCUGAUUUAUUCACAUUCUUAAAAUAAAGUGGUGAUCCUAACUAACCUAAGACAGGUUUUACUAGGAUUAAGUCAGGAAUUGUGACAAACUUAGUUUAAAUGUAUUUGGCUAAGGUGUAUGUAUACUUCCUACUUCAAUUGUAAAUACACAGAGUAAUAUACGUUACAAAGAACUUAUAUGCAGGUAAAGACUUUUGUUGCGCUCAACAUGUUUUUUGAGCAACAACACAAAUCUAUGGACGAACUUUGGAACGUUGUUUGCCACCAUAGUCAUCACUCAUUUACAGUAUGUUAUGGAGAGCAAAAAACAUGGGUAUCUAAACAGAACACACCGUGUACCCCACUCAGAGGAGGGAGUGAAACAAAUGGAGGAAAGGACAGAAUCCAGGCUUUUCACUGAAGAAUCGGUGUUGGAAAGUGACCAACAACAUAUCUUUGAGACAUUGCUUCACCUGUCCUCUUCAAAUAUAAAUGAAAUGGCACAUGUAAUAUAAUAACGUUACAUGUUUCCAAACACUUUUACAUCCAUUGAAGAGAAUAAUGGGACACCUAAGUGUAUGUGAAGGAAUGGAGCUAUUGAACAAGGCAGAAAGUUGUUGCCUUGAAAUGACUGUAUUAGCAGAGAUGAUCAAUGCUGCAUUUAGUGACUCCAGAGUUUCCUAUAAGGAGUAGGACCACCACUGUAUUGUACUGUAUGUAUCGCCCUUAUGAUUCCCACCAAUCAGAAUUCCAGAGUCACUAUUCCUCUCCCUCUGUCUGUGUGGGUCACUAUUCCCCUCCCUCUGAAUGCCUGGGGUGUAAUCAUUAGUGCACACCGUAGCAAACAGUUGCAAAACGUUUUGCGACGGAAAACAAGUUCAGGUAUGUCCUUCCCCUGUUGGUUCCGUUUGCUUCCGUUUUGGUUCUAGUGAAUCCAGCUCUGCUUUUACAUACAUCCCUGGACCUAUUGUGAGAAUCCAUCAAGUCAGUUUCGAGGCAAUAUCAUUCAGAUGACUUUUAAUAAAUGCUGUACUUCUUUUUUAGGAUUUUGGAUCCACGUGCUUUGCAGCAGAUAGUGUGGGUAAAUCACAGCAUAUGUUGGCUUCUGUGUUGAGCUUCACGUCAUCACAUGCUGUGUAAUAGGUCUCCUUGUCUUGAGGUGAAGAUUCUUUGUCAAAUUAUCAAAGAACUUGUACAUUUCCGAUUCUGAAAAUCGUACUGCAGUAUAAGAACAGCAAGCUUACAAAUAUACAGAUAAACUUACAGAUACAGUAGCAUAUCAUUUUUAUAGAACACCUUUGAUGAAAUUAUCACUUUUAAGAAAUAGGAAACCUAAAAAUGAAACUUAAAGAAUGGAAGAACAAACAAAUUAUUUUCAAGUGGCUCAAGUGGCUUCGGUAACAUGUUGAAGAUUAAAUAAUCCAAUGACUAUUGGAAGACCACAGAACUGAGUACUUGUUCAGUGUUAACAUAUUGUUUAUGUUCAGCUGUGUGGUGGUCAAGGGUUUGGUGAUGCUACAUGGAUUUGUCAUUGUGUAAUGUUUCACGGUUGUGUUCAUGAUUUUAACAAUGGAAGGUGCAUUUGGAAUUUAUGGACCUUACAUUGCUAUGUACAGUAUGUGAAAAUGUAUGUGCAAUAGAAAGGAAGAUGGGUGGCUGUGGGUGUAACAUAGAAAGCAUUCCGUACAGUCAGGCUGGUAAGAUAAUGCAGUAUUACAUCAGUAUCACUGCAGCAUGGUCGCAGGUAUGUUUGUGCAGUCUUGCCUACCUCAAUCACCAUAGGUUGGCAAGACAGUACAAACAGAUCUGGGCCCAGGCUAAUAUCACUGUAGGCUUUAGCUUCAAAGAACCAGGGUGCCAAUUUAGUUCAACACAUAGAUAUAGAAUUACAUACAGUAGGUUCUAUUUCUAUGGUUCCCAGAUCCACUCUAGUCUCCAUGCAGUCAGUGUGUUUUGUUCUGUUUGUUUGCCUUUCUAGAGCUUUAAUAUUGUUCACUAGUAUAGUGUCUAUAGAUCUAUCUAGACCGCUGUCUGUGUAUGUACUAUUUUUAUAUCUCAAAAAAAGAAAGAACAUAUCAAGAAAUGACCUGGAAGUGGGAGAUAAAAGGAGAUGUCUUUGUUUUAUUGUUGCCAAAGAGAUAUAUUUAAUGAAGUCAUGAGGCAAACAGGAACAGGAAUAUAUAUUUGAUCUAUAAUGUUUUAACCCUACAGAUGUAGGAUCUUAAUUUGAGACAGUUUGCUACAGCAGGAAAAUAAUCCUGCAGCAACAGGAAAUGUGAAUAUUGUGGGUUAUAAUUCAUUCAUUCAUUUUGUAGGGCUUGAUACAAUUUUCAAAGAGGAAAUUACAAACUUCCAAAGGCUUUUUAAACAUCAAAUACUCUACAAUUUUGAAACGCCCUGCAUUGUAGGAAAGUUCUCCUGCAACAGGUUGGUCAAAUUAAGAUCCUACAUCUGUAUAGCGAGACGAUAGCCUGGGUACCAGUCUGUUUGUGUCAUCAUGCCACUGUAAUGAUGACACAAACCAACUGGUACCCAGGCUAGUGAGACAAAGGGGGUAUUGUGAUUAGGAGCAACAUUUGGUAAUGCGCUGGUUGUGAUUUAAACGAGCAGGACUAGUUUAGGCAUGCUGUCAGUAAAUGUGCCCCACCCACACUCACUUACUGGUCACAUGGUUACUUUCUGUACCUUAUUAUGAAAUAUAAAUAAAAUCUGUUUUACACAAGGA